UGGAAAAGGCAUUAAGACUCUACAAAAUAUCGACAUUUGAAGUGGUGUUUAGAUUUUUGGAGCAGAGCACCGUUAAAAGGUGUCAUCGCUGGUGUCGCGUUGGAUGUUGAGGCCUUGUGGUUUAUGAAGGAACAUAUCAGUUGUUGUUGGAGCACGCCGUCUGAACCGCGUUGUGGAUGGAAGAAAAGAGGAAAGCCUGUCGGUAUUAUUGAGGUUUGACGAAGAGUAUCUCCCUUCACAUGUGAAGCUGGGAUAUGUGAGAUAUGCGGUGAGCGCUUUCGUGUCCAAGCCAUGUUCUUCCAGAAUUGCAAAAUUGUUGAAGGAAUGUUGUUGAAGAAUCUGAGGAUGUACGGUGUUGCGACUGUGCUGGAAAUCACAUUCCCAAUUCCCCGGAGUGCCCGAUUAGGGUAAAGGAGUUUAAAGUGGCAAGGACCAGGACUGUACAGCAGGUCUCCUACAUGGAGGCACGUGAAAUAGUUGAAGGAGCGAGUGGAGCUGAAGAUAUGGCAGUGGACGCCCCGUAGCCUUUGGAGAUUCAGAGUGUCGUUCAAACAGUUGAGGGAAGCUGAUAUGCUGAUCGUGAAGAAGGUGGAUUUUGUGGCGUUUAUUGCGCAUGUGAUUAAUUGUAACGCCCAACUGAACAAGAAGUCCACAAAACUGGCCAUAAUUGUAUCUGCGGCUGAAAAGUUAUUGGGUCUCCAGUACAUUGCAAGGAAUACUGUCCGAAAAUGCUUUUCCUUCUCAGGUCCCAUAGUCUGUGUGGAUCAGAGUUGACAUUUUAACCUGACCAAAGAAGUACAUUGAUUUUGUUUCUUUGUCUUUUUUAUUAUUAUUUGGAAUCAAUAUUAUUGUUGUCUAAAAUCUCGUACACUACCCUGUACAGUGACGGCAUGCACCUCUAACGUAUGUUUGCGGACCACCAUAAUACCAUAGAAGAACAAGAACAAGAAAAGCAACUUAAAACACUCCAUGCUCAGUGAGCAAGUAUUUUGACAUGUUCUUCCUCUAUCAGUUGAACGCACACACAGCAAACCGAUAAGCUGCAUUCACAUCCCCUCCACACCCAGAUACAGAUAGAUAUCGCACUAAGACUCUUGUUCCCAGCCUAACAAGCAAGGAUAAACAACAGGUUAUUGGCAGACACUUGACUGAUGAUAUGGAAUAUUCAAACAUGUUCCUAUAAUUGUCAUUCAUCAUUGGCAACAAUGAGUGGAGCACGUGACUCGUGUGUUACUUUGUAGCACAGUGCGCAUUGUUUCAAAUGUGAUACAUCUUGGAAGGUGUGACUUGUGCGCUACUACUACCGUGUACAGAAUGGGUCAAACGUGCUGUGGUCUCUCGUACUCCACCGCCGCUCCAGGCAAAGCGAAAUGGAAACCAACUGAAACAUCCAAACGACUCCCUAUCCGCAGAUUUACCAGUGAGGAGCGAAGGUGUGACCGGUUUUACAGGAAUCGGAUGAAAACGAAGCAGUUGCCUUCGCCAAGCACAGGUCAACCAGAGGUAGGGCUGGUAAUCGGAUAUGGAAAUUCGGAAACCCUUCGUGGUCACGGGCGGGGGAAGUUGUUGAGAGGCCACACUGAGUCGGUGGUAGUGGACCACACCACCCCGGUCGCCGAAUACCCACCUGGAAUUCAUUAUGAWAAUAUUCAGGCUCUCGACUGUGACGCUGUGAGCAAGGGAGCGGCUGACUCGUCCUUCGAUGCGACGGGCUUGGAAACACGGGCCAGAGGAUUCGACAGAACUCGCUGCGCAGUUACGCAGCGCAGCGGCCCAGAAACAACGGGAGAAGACCAUGUCUGGAAUGCCCCGGCUAGGGCCAUGGAAAACAAGCCAUUCGGAUUUGAUAAACAGGGUGGGGUUGCCUCGGAGGUUAGGGGGGUAUCGGGGGCUGUACAACCGGAUGGUUCAGUCCAUUGGCGCACAUCUGGCAAGGAUAAUUUAAGACGGACCCUGGCAUCGCUGAGCUUGCGUUUGGACGAACCUCUGACAAACGGCGUGUCAGAACCGAUAGGGUAUGAGAUACACCACACAGAGGUAGAAAUGACCAAAUCUAACUUUCCCACUGCUUCUUGUGAGCUCGAAGCUGUCAGAAUUUUUUUUCCAAACAGUAGUUCAAUUGAGUCGGGGAACCAGGAGGACCCCUCGAUCAACUCUUCAACACAGCCACACGGACAGGUCCAAAGUCCACUAGGUAGCCAAAGUUUCCCUGGUACUAUCCCAAAGCUUAUUAUAACCAGAGAUCGAAGCCCCAGUCGGACCCAGGAAACACUAGAUCCAAGGACCAUGGGACUCGGAGUCGGUGGAUCGUCGCUGGGCCCACACGCCGACGAUGAGUCCCCAUGCUCGGACAGUGGCUGCGGAGGCUCCCCGGCGCUAAUGCGCUUUCACAGAAAGCUCUCCAACUCGUCCUCCGCCGGCUGCUUGUCCUCCGCCUCGUCCUUUGAGGAGUCCGAGGAUGACUUCGCCGGCAGCGACAUCGAGCCCAGCCUGUCCCCAGUCACAUGCAACACGCUGGGCAGCCCAAACGAAGGCACGGGGACCAAGCAGUGGCAGAAGCUGAAAACUAUGGUGCACUGGUCUCCCUUCGUUGUGUCCUUUAAGAAGCGUUAUCCCUGGGUGCAGCUCGCCGGGCACGCAGGUAACUUCCAUGCGGGGGAGUAUGGGCGUUUGUUGAAGCGUUACUGUGAGUGUGAGCAGCUGUGCCUGUCAAAGCUGAUGGGGGACACUCUGCGGCCCUAUGUCCCUGGCUACUACGGCGUGGUGCAGAGGGACGAACAGGACUACAACCUAAUGGACGACCUCCUGGCUGACUUUGACUCUCCCUCCAUCAUGGAUUGCAAGAUGGGCAGCAGGACUUACCUGGAGGAGGAGCUACUGAAGGCCAGGGAGCUUCCGCGGCUCCGCAGGGAUAUGUACGAGAAGAUGGUGGCCGUGGACCCCGGGGCCCCUACGGAUCAGGAGAGGGCCCAACAAGGCAUCCUGAAGCCCAGAUACAUGCAGUGGAGAGAAACCCUCAGCUCCACUGCCACCCUGGGCUUCCGCAUCGAGGGCAUCAAGAGAGCAGACGGGACGUGUAACACCAACUUUAAGAAGACCAAACACAGGGAGCAGGUCAUGCAGGCCCUGGGAGACUUUGUGGAUGGGAACAUUCAGAUCCUGAAACUCUACCUGCAACGUCUGAAGGAGCUGCGAUCCGUGCUGGAGAAAUCCCAGUUCUUCAGAGCACAUGAGGUGGUGGGCAGCUCCCUGCUGUUUGUGCAUGAUGCGUCGGGGCAGGCCCGUGUGUGGAUGAUAGACUUUGGGAAGACGGUGCCCCUGCCUGCCCUCCUCACCCUGGACCACCGGACCCCCUGGAUGGAGGGCAACCACGAGGAUGGCUACCUGUGGGGUCUGGACAAUCUCAUAGACAUCCUCAGUACCAUGCUCCCCACCAGCCCUUGAGAGAGGGCCGUGUGAGAAAGAACAAAGGGAUGGCCUGGAAGAGGGAGAAAAAGAGGAUGGAGAGAACACUCUCAUCUUUGUCAGAGCAGAGGUUGUAGUUGGGGACGAACAGAUGGAACUGGUCAUUACCCAAACUAGACGUGAGACUGGAGAGAUGAAGGGAAAGGAAAGGACGAUGACCGUGAAAGAGAGUGAGGGAACCUGUCCACAUAACCAGUGGUGUGUCAUCCCUCGUCAACUUCUCUCAUUAUAAGAGCUAUGACGUCAACUAUCACUGACACACACACACACACACACAGACACACACACACUACCUUCAUAUUAUCACAAGUAUGAUGAUAAUGUACUGAACUUUUCCAAUGGGAUAUAUUCUCCUCAAGUGACCUUAGAGGAGCAAUGUUUUAUUUUCUCUAUGGACCACUUGACUUUAUGCUUUUAAAACUAUUUUAUAUAAAUGUCAACACUAGAAACACUGGAAAAACAUGUAUAUUUUCAACUUUAUCCGGUGCUCAGCCUUUUAAUGUAAAUACAGUUGUAUUUAAUUUGUUUGCCUCCACAAAUAGCCUCUUUACUCUUUGUACUUUUUUUUCUGUGCCUAGAUAGAUUUUUUUUGUUCUUUUUUUAUCAUUACAAAGUUUGCUGGAGAGUUAACCCAAAGUAUGAACUGUUGUCUGUAACAUAUAUAUUUUUUCUAUGGUGAAAACUGGAGGCUGUUGUUGAUUGGUCUGACCCGCGUGGUGUCUGAUUGGCGGAGUUGACCCAGCAGAUAAACUAACAGUGAUUCCCAACCAGGGGUACUAGGACCCCUGGGGGUACUUGGUCUAUCCACAGGGGGUACUUGAGAAGACUCAGGAGA
Molecule: messenger RNA, 4300 nt
Organism: Salvelinus sp. IW2-2015
Lineage: Eukaryota; Metazoa; Chordata; Actinopteri; Salmoniformes; Salmonidae
Product: inositol-trisphosphate 3-kinase A
Biological process (GO): inositol phosphate biosynthetic process
Cellular component (GO): nucleus; cytoplasm
Molecular function (GO): inositol tetrakisphosphate kinase activity; inositol-1,4,5-trisphosphate 3-kinase activity
Source: RefSeq, a predicted model, not a curated record